CAGAAAGGAAGGGCACCGAAGCUCAGACUUCCUCUCCAGGGUGGAAGCCGCCGGAGCCGGGCCCAGGCCUUCCUCCCCACCCAGGCUGUCUGGGGCAGCGGGGAGAGGGGGUGGGGACAGAAGAGGUCCGUGGCAGGAGUUGGGUCUGGGCCUCGGAGCCAGUGCGGCUUCCCGAGCCUGUGGCACCCCGGGGGAGCUUCAUCUGCCCUGGGAGCUGCUGGUUGGGUGUAGGCAGCAGGUUCGCCGGGAGAUGGAACUUGGCAAGGAAGAGUUCAGUUACCUGGAAGCCAUAAUAGAGAACAGCAGCAGCAGUGAUGGUGAAGCCUUGGAGGAUGAAGAUGCCAAAGACCAACAUGCCAAGCUGGAGUCUCCAGGCCAGGAGCAGGAUAGCAUGCUGAAUGAGUUUGAACAUGCCUCCCGGGCCCUGCUGGAAGAGCUCUCCAUCCUGGAGGCCGAAUUCGAGAUCGAGAAGUCCUGCCGGCAACAAGCCGAGGUCUAUGCCGCAAAGGUGAGCCAGGAGAACAAGCAGCUGAAGAGGAUCAGCGUGGCUCUCCUCCCGCACCUAGACCCCCAGCACCUGCAGAUUGUGAGCCAGGAGGAGGGGCUUCCCGAGGACCCCAUCCCCCAUCCCGCCCAGAAGCAGGUACAAGAGCUGCAGACCAAGGUGUCCACCCUCCUGGGAGAGAAGAAGGACUUAACCCUUCAAGUGCAGGAGCUGCAGAGCCAACUGAGGAAGAAGGAAGAUCAGAUCCUAGAGGAGCAGCUGGAGAAUAGCUCCCUGAAGUUGGCCAUGGGACGUAGCCAGAAGACCCUAUGGGAGCUGAAACGAGCCUCCCAUAUGGCCAUGCAGGAGUGCAGCGAGGUGAAGCAGCAGUUGGAGGUGGAACAAGAUCUUCGCCAGCACGCAGAGGUCUUUGCCCGCCAGAUGCUGGUGAAGCAGAAGGAGGCAAACCGGCAGAGUGCCAUCCUGCUGCAGGGCGUGGCCCCUGGUGCCCAGCUCCUGGCAGCCCUGGAGGAGGUGGCCACCCUGACCCGGACCCUGGAGGAGGUCAGGCAGCAGCACAAGGAGCAAGUGCACCUCCUGAAACUGGACCUGCAGACCCGGCCGGGCCCAGAAGCGCUGGAGGCCCUGAAUGAGGAGCUGAGGACUGCCCGAGAGGAGACCAGCCGGCUGGGGAAGAGACUGCAGGAAGCAGAGGAGCGGAAUGCCCGGCUGGAGGCUGAAGGCGGGUAGUGCCCGGCCCCCAGGACCCCCCCCAGGACCCCCCACUCCAAGACCAGAACUGGCCCUCUGGACCGGGGUCCCGCAUGGGUUAUCGUGGGGGGGACCACCUGUCUGAAAGGUCACGACCCCACCUUGCCACGCCCCAGAGACCCCAGGUUGGGGAGCGGAGGGCAGAGCGGGGGCCUGGGGGGGAGUGCGUCCCAGUCACCCGCAGGCCCUGGACCGGGGCAUCUCUUCGCAGUUGGCAAACUGGGUCAGCAGAUGAAGUGCGCUGCAGCCUCGGCCCCUGAAUCGGAAGAGAAUCCUGUCCCCCCCUCACCCCUCCCAUCACCGCCUCCCCCGCCGCCCCCUCC
This is a messenger RNA of Ornithorhynchus anatinus (platypus), 1578 nucleotides long. Its product is annotated as shootin-1-like. The transcript has 10 exons. NCBI's taxonomy places the organism in Eukaryota, Metazoa, Chordata, Mammalia, Monotremata, Ornithorhynchidae. Bases 251 to 1234 code for a protein of 327 amino acids. The record is from RefSeq and is a predicted model, not a curated record.